AAAAGAACAGAGAGAGAGAGAGAGUUAAAAAAGAGGGCCGUAGGAAGAGCCGCGCAGAGUUAGUUACGGAGCAGACGAACCGCAUCGAAGAGCGCACGGAAUCCCACCGCCGAUGCCGAUCGGGAACGCCGAAGGAGAUCGAGGUCCCGCCGGCGGAGCGAGAGAUCCGGUGAGCCGGCAGCUCUGAGAGAGAAUGGCGAGGAGCAGAGGGGGGAGGAGGUUCCGGUUCCGGUUCCGGUUCCACCGGAGGAACCUCUGCGCCGCCGCCGCGUACGCCGCCGUCCUCCUCAUCGCCGUCUCCUCCUUCUUCACGUUGAUCUCCCUGUCGAGGAAGGACGGCUUCGAGGACCGCCGGGAGCGCGUCUCGUCGGAGGAGGAGCAUCCAUCCGAGCCGAUUCCAGACCGAGAACUUUGGGAUGCUCCUUUCAGUUUCAGUUUACACACCUGUGUCAAGCCCACUGCUAAAUACAAAGCUAUGUUAGGUGCACGAGAAUCAGAUCGAUAUAUAACUGUGAGGAGCAAUGGAGGAUUAAAUCAGAUGCGGACUGGUAUUGCAGAUAUGGUAGCUGUGGCACACAUAAUGAAUGCCACUUUAGUUAUUCCUGAACUGGAUAGACGAUCAUUCUGGAAAGACACAAGUACCUUUUCAGAUAUAUUCGAUGAGACUCAUUUUAUAGAAGCCUUGAAAGGUGAUAUUAGAGUUGCCAGGGAGCUCCCAAAGGAGUUGGAAUCAAUUCCUCGUGCUCGGAAGCACUUCAGUUCCUGGGCUAGCAUGGGUUACUACGAAGAGAUGAGAAGGUUAUGGAAUGAGUUUCAGGUGAUCCAUGUUGCAAAAUCGGAUUCUCGACUAGCAAACAAUGAUCUGCCUCUUGACAUCCAAAGAUUGAGGUGUCGUGCAAUGUAUAACGCACUUCGUUUCUCUCCCCCAAUUGAGAUCCUGGCAAAGAAGCUGAUAGAGCGGCUAAGGAGUCGUGAGGGACGAUACAUUGCUCUUCAUCUUAGAUAUGAGAAAGACAUGCUGUCUUUUACGGGUUGCACUUACGGCCUGACUGAAGCUGAAUCAAAAGAGCUGACAAUAAUGAGGGAGAACACUAGUCAUUGGAAGGUAAAAAAGAUUAAUUCCACAGAACAGAGACUAGGAGGGAAUUGCCCUUUGACCCCCAAGGAGGUGGGGAUUUUCCUCCGAGCUCUUGGUUAUCCUCCAUCAACAUUAAUCUAUAUUGCUGCUGGAGAAAUUUAUGGUGGUAAUGCUCGCUUGUCCACGCUCUCAUCGCGCUUCCCUAAUCUUGUUUUUAAGGAAACUCUUGCCACAAAGGAAGAAUUGGAAGGGUUCACUAACCAUGCAUCUCAGAGUGCUGCUAUUGACUACAUUAUCUCAGUGGAGAGUGAUGUGUUUGUUUCUUCUUAUUCUGGUAACAUGGCCAGAGCUGUUGAAGGACAUCGGAGGUUCUUAGGCCACCGCAGGACAAUCACCCCAGACAGGAAAGGACUUGUUGAAGUUUUUGAUAGACUGGAAUCAGGAGACCUGAGAGAAGAUUCCUUGCUAUUAGAACUUGUGCGGCAGAUGCACCAUAACAGACAAGGAGCUCCCAGGAAAAGAAAAGGUCCAUUGCCAGGACUUAAAGGCAAAGCACGUUCCCGGACUGAGGAAUCCUUUUACGAAAAUCCGUAUCCUGAGUGCAUAUGUGGUCCAAAGAGUCAUUCUAAAACGAUGUAAUUGUCUCAGCACGCAAGCAAAUGAAUGGCACCACGCUGGCCAAUACCAAGAGAAAGCCUAAAAUGCCUUUGACGGGCUUACCUGCUUUGCUCUUGUACACUUAAGGUGGGAAAAACGGCACCGUCCAGCGUUUCCAACUUUGCUCAUUGCUUGAUUGUUCUUUUCAUAGAAAAAGAAAAGAUUAUUCAUUUAUUUUUUUCCUCUUUUACAUAUGUCUAUCGGUUCCGAUGUCACAAUCUUUUGCCAAUUCUGACUGUAGGCUUAUCCAGUUGUAGAACGGUGACAACCGAAGGUUUACUUGAUUUAGCUAGAGGAGGAUUUUGGGAUUUUUACCCAGAUCUGGCUCUGA
Molecule: messenger RNA, 2066 nt
Organism: Eucalyptus grandis
Lineage: Eukaryota; Viridiplantae; Streptophyta; Magnoliopsida; Myrtales; Myrtaceae
Product: O-fucosyltransferase 38
Exons: 11
Coding region: 194-1717 (507 amino acids)
Cellular component (GO): nucleus; cytoplasm
Source: RefSeq, a predicted model, not a curated record